Clavispora lusitaniae ATCC 42720 is the source of this 321-nucleotide messenger RNA. It is a transcript of the gene SMD3, whose product is annotated as mRNA splicing protein. Gene Ontology annotation, cellular component: pICln-Sm protein complex; U4 snRNP; spliceosomal tri-snRNP complex. The record is from RefSeq and is a predicted model, not a curated record. NCBI's taxonomy places the organism in Eukaryota, Fungi, Ascomycota, Pichiomycetes, Serinales, Metschnikowiaceae. Gene Ontology annotation, biological process: spliceosomal snRNP assembly; RNA processing. Gene Ontology annotation, molecular function: RNA binding.
AUGUCUGCAGGUGUUCCAGUCCGGCUCUUGAACGAAGCUCAGGGUCAUAUUGUGUCUCUAGAGCUCACGACGGGCGACACAUAUCGAGGUAAACUUAUUGAGAACGAAGACAACAUGAACUUAUCUCUCUACGAUGUCACGAUCACUAAAGGACGAACUGGAGAAACCUCGUACAUGAACCAGGUGUUCGUACGAGGUUCUAUGAUUCGUUUUGUGAGCGUGCCUGACAUUUUGCGCAAUGCCCCUAUGUUUUUUAUGAAACCGGGCGAGAAGCCCAAGCCGCCAGUGAGAGGCCCUCCUUCUAAAAGGAGCAAAUACUAG